UAUGGUGUUUCAUCACUUUCAUAUGGUGUUUUAAGUUCUUUAGUUAUCCACAAAAAUUGUAUUAUGAUGCUUCGUAUACCCAAUUGCACAACAAUUAAAAUUAUUUUAAUUUUGUUGGUAGUAAAUAUUUUCUGGCUUGUUAGAGUAUAUCCACCGAGCGGAAUAGACUCCAACGGAGGUACCAUACAAUCAGUAAAGGAUAUAUUACCUGCUACGCAAAAACAAACUCCACGCCACCAGUUAGUAGGUUUUCAACUGCCAACAACGCAAUUAGAAAGUUUUACACACACAAACACAAAUACAGUAUUAACUUUUGAAAACAUUAAUCUAAGUUAUGGUCGUUGGGAUAACCAGCAUAUUUAUAAGAUAAAGGACUUUGCUCUUGUAGGGGAACAAUACGCAGAUUCGUCAAAAAGUAGUUUAGUGUGCCUAGCAACCCAAAGUUCUAUAGAGCGAUUAUUCUGGCUUCCACAAGUUGCAGACAAUUGGCGCGGGCCGAUAUCAGUUGCUAUAUUUUCCGCUGGUCAUGAGGAGUAUACGAUUUUACGGUACUUUGUAACGUAUAUGCGUCUCUGUUUUCCGAAUAUUAGAGCAAAUACCACAUUUCACAUAUUAGUUCCAAGGGAUUAUGAAAAAUUACCAAAGGUCUUGACUGAAUCUUUCAAUGUUAAAACAAAGUUUUAUUGCCAACACCCUGAAAGGACAUUAAAAAUAUUGUUAAAACUUAGAUCUAUUAAUACGUUAGAAUGGCGACAGAAAAAUACAUAUCCUCAAAAUCAUUUGCGUAAUGUUGGCCGUAAGGGUUGUCAGACUAAGUAUGUGUUUUUAACAGAUAUUGAUAUAGUCCCAAGCAUUAAUAGUGUAGUACAACUAAAUAAUUUCUUUAAAAAUGUUAUUUGUGAUGGGAGUUGUGCAUAUGUAAUUCCAACCUUCGAAAUAGAUGUUCGUGCAACAUUUCCACGAACAAAAUCAGCUCUUGCAAUAUUAAUAAAAAAGGGUUUAGCGAGACCAUUUCAUGAAAAAGUUUUCAUUUACAACCAAUAUGCAACAAAUUUUUCAAAAUGGCUAUCAAAAAUUGAAAAUGAAACCUCUGUGACCAUAAGCCAUACUGUAACAAAUUUUGAGUUCCUCUAUGAGCCAUUCUACUUAACCGUUGAUAAUGCGCCUGCACACGAUGAAAGAUUCAACGGAUAUGGGUUUACAAGAAACUCUCAAGUUUAUGAAAUGUAUGUGGCUGGAUUCAAAUUUUAUGUACUUUCUCCAGUAUUUACCUGUCAUUGGGGACUUCAGAGAAAGCAGGCAAGACCCGCAUGGAGAGAACAGCAAAACAAUGCAAAUAGAAAGAAAUUUGAUGCAUUCAAAAGCGAAAUAUUUGCUCGCUAUAAAAAUAAUCCUCAUUUAAAAAUAAAAUAAA
This is a messenger RNA of Drosophila busckii, 1414 nucleotides long. RefSeq names its product beta-1,4-glucuronyltransferase 1. Gene Ontology annotation, molecular function: glucuronosyltransferase activity. NCBI's taxonomy places the organism in Eukaryota, Metazoa, Arthropoda, Insecta, Diptera, Drosophilidae. The transcript has 4 exons. The record is from RefSeq and is a predicted model, not a curated record. Bases 64 to 1413 code for a protein of 449 amino acids.